This is a messenger RNA of Rangifer tarandus platyrhynchus (Svalbard reindeer), 447 nucleotides long. The record is from the annotation of a GenBank genome assembly. Lineage: Eukaryota; Metazoa; Chordata; Mammalia; Artiodactyla; Cervidae.
AUGCCAAUUCCUUCCCAUUACUCCUGUGGAGAAGCCUGGGAGAGAGGGGAGUGGGGAAGAGCCCUUCCUGCACUGGGGCUCCCUGGGGUCCGUUGUCAGAUUCUCCAGGUGUUCAGAAAGAGAGGUCACCCCCAAGUGGCUCAGAGUCAUGACAGUUGGAGGGGGGGUAUCCUGGGGUUGAUGGACACAGCUGCCUCUUCCAUCUUAUGCAAAAGAACAUCUGCUGACUGGAGAAAGGGUUACUCUGGGUCUUUUGAACUUGAGAGAAGCCCAGGUGACUAUAGGGCCCCAGGAAUCCGAACCCCAUCUGCUUUCUUAAAAAGGUAUCUUUGCCUUGCCCCCAUCGUGAAUAGCUUAAAUAUAACUUUAACACAAAUCAGAAGAAUCCACACAACAACUCACCUCCCCUUUGUGAGCCUGGCAGAGAAACACAGGUUCUUUGUUUGA